UCUCCGUGCAAGUGUGACAAGGAUAUUCAUUGUGACGACUAUUUUCCCUGGCCAUAAGAGCAACGGUCAACAGACACGCCAUGGCUGGGUUUGCAGCACCGCAUAAUCACUCACACGUAUUCCACCAGCACAGUGCCAUGUUCCCCUGCAACACGCUGGGAGGCCCUCAGGUCGCGCAGUGGAUGGGUGUGGGCGGGAACUACGGGCUGAGUGGAACUUCACCCAUCACGCCCUUCUACAGGCAUCAUGAUCUCCCUCUCACGCCCCCAGCUGAGUACCAACAGCGGCAGGCUUCUCGUGCUGUCUCCACACAGCAGUCAGAAGCAGCCAGUCAGUCAUAUCCCGUCGUUCAUCCCCACUACGCCCAGCAGCAUAUCAUGGGCGGCGUGUCCCCGCCCAUGCUCUCUCCUCCGCCCGAGAAACCCGUCACGCCCCCGAAGGAGACGCAGGUAGCCCCGUGGUGGAGCGCAGGCGGUUCCUCCACGCCAACCUCGCACGCCAACUACCACUACCACCACCAGCACCAGUACGCCAGCCUGGGCGCGGGGAGCCAGGCCAACGCGCCCCUGCUCCAGCCCCUCCCCAACGCCAUCGCGCAGGAGGCCCUUCUUCACCACCAGAGCAACAUCGCCGCCGCUCUGCUCAGCGCCCAGUCCACUGUCAAUGUGCGACGCUGCCGGCGCUGCCGGUGCCCCAACUGCCAGGACACCUCACAGGACACGCCGGCCGCCAAGAAGAAGCAGCACAUCUGCCACGUCCCAGGAUGCGGCAAGGUUUAUGGCAAGACGUCCCACCUGAAGGCGCACCUGCGUUUACAUGCUGGUGAGCGCCCCUUCGUCUGCCAGUGGAUCUUCUGCAACAAGGCCUUCACUCGCUCCGACGAACUCCAGCGACACCUAAGAACACACACGGGCGAAAAACGUUUCCAGUGCGUCGAGUGCGGCAAACGUUUCAUGCGCUCCGACCAUCUCAACAAGCACGUCAAGACGCACGAGAACCGCCGCGCCCGCGCCGCCUCUUCUCCCCCAGCCGAGUGUGACGUCGACAUCGAGCUCUGCGACGACGAAGCCAGUCACGAGCAGGCUGUCGAGGAGGACGACGAGGAGCUCGGAGGCGAGGACGGCCUGCCCGCGUUCGGCGCCGACGACCUGCACGUGCCAAUGCUCCCCGACUCGCCCAUCUCAGAGACCGACCAGCAGGAGUCGGAGCUGGAAAUGAGAGGCUUGGUGGGCGUGGGCCAAGCAAGCAUGAGCGGGGAUCGCCAGGCUUACUCGCACCGCCUGCAGGACAUACUAAGUGUGCCAAUCCCCUGUAUGUAGGAUCGCCCCGGAUAUCCUUGUCUGAUUCUCAUUUCAUUGUCCAUUGUACCUGGUAUCACCUUUGUCUAUAACUUUUGAUAAGU
Molecule: messenger RNA, 1402 nt
Organism: Penaeus monodon (black tiger shrimp)
Lineage: Eukaryota; Metazoa; Arthropoda; Malacostraca; Decapoda; Penaeidae
Product: transcription factor Sp5-like
Exons: 2
Coding region: 81-1319 (412 amino acids)
Biological process (GO): regulation of transcription by RNA polymerase II
Molecular function (GO): RNA polymerase II cis-regulatory region sequence-specific DNA binding; DNA-binding transcription factor activity, RNA polymerase II-specific
Source: RefSeq, a predicted model, not a curated record